UCCGAGACGCCGCAUAUCUCACACGUCACCCCUUUGAUGGAACAAACACAAACCCCACAAUGAUAACCUCAGGCUUCACGAAUGCGCCUGUGUCGCAGUUUCUGGUUUUCUCCGUUGUCAUUUUCGCGCUCAUCGCAAGCCUAACGGAUACCCGGUAUUACCUCCAUAUCCAGAUCGUUCCGCACAUUUGGCAUUAUGGACAGUUCUGGAGGUUCCUAACAUGGCAGUUGUGCCAUACCGAUUCCACAGGGGUACUAUUUGCAGCUCUCAGCUUCUACAACUUGAGGGUGAUUGAGCGGCUUUGGGGGAGUCGGAAGUUUGCUUCUUUCCUAUUAGCGACCUUGCCCUACACCACUCUCCUCCCGCCCUUACUCCUCACCUUCGUCUUCCGCCCGCUUACCUUUGGCUGGAUGAACUACCUUCCCGCCGGUCCUACCGCCAUCAUUUUCGCCCUCCUCGCAAACUACUAUGCCGCCAUACCGACCACGUAUCGCUACAAGCUCUCACCUUAUGCUCCGUCAUCGACAUCCUCGAAUCCAAGCGCAGACACCCAACAACCUUUGAACUCGUUGAUGAACUGGUCCGUAACUUUGACUUCGAACUCGACAUCGUACCUCGUCCCGUUACAAUUGGCGCUUUCGCAAUUUCCCGGCUCCCUCCUUGCGGCGGCUGUAGGAUGGGCAGUGGGAACCGCAUAUCGGAGGGACAUGCUUCCCUAUGCAUCGAGUUGGCGGAUACCAGGUUGGAUGGUCGGUGAGGAGAAGAAGAGGGGGUUUGAAGGGCUGAGGGCACGGCUAGAUGCGGAGAGGGAGAGAGAUGGGGCUGGUGCUGGACUCUCCACGGGUAUACUGGCGGGGGAGACUGGAGCCCAAGGUGUUAGGGCUAGACCUGCCCAGAGGCGGACUCUAGGAGAGAUGGUCGCUGAACAGUUUAGAGGGAGAUCAUAACAUAGCCACUUCAGCAAUUGUAUGUCAAGAGAUUUGGAAUAUCGCAC
Westerdykella ornata is the source of this 994-nucleotide messenger RNA. RefSeq lists its product as uncharacterized. The transcript is spliced from 3 exons. Lineage: Eukaryota; Fungi; Ascomycota; Dothideomycetes; Pleosporales; Sporormiaceae. The record is from RefSeq and is a predicted model, not a curated record. Gene Ontology annotation, molecular function: serine-type endopeptidase activity. Bases 60 to 947 code for a protein of 295 amino acids.